UUUGCGCGCAGCGUGUGCACUACCGUGACCGUUCACCAACAUUCCGAUGAAAGUGUGCACAUGUGAGGUCACAAACCGCGACGGUGAUAACCAAAACAUCUCUGCACCGGUUCCUACAGUGACAAAACAGUGCCCCUUCUUGCCACCGGUGCGAAUCUAAACUGAACGCAAUUCUUCAAAGGAUAAUUAACCUGUGCGUGACAUCUCUUGACCCUAAGCAAGUGUCUAACCUUUGGAUUGCCCUUGUGGAUCAAUUAAAGUGUAACUGUUUAGCAAUCUGCAACCCCGUGAGUGUCAGUGCUCGCUUCAAGUGAGAAAAAUUAGUUUGUUUUCAUAGAAGUUUUUAAAAGAGCCCGUCUGUAAACGGCCAUAUUGCAUACCACACGGACAGAGACGGCGUACUCCUGUUAUGCGAGAGAGAGUGAGCCGAGUGCGUUCUCCAGAGGCUGAACGACUUGCUACGCGGGGAGUGGAACUGAGGAAUGCUAGAGUUCUUCAUCUAACACACGUGUAUUAACGAAAUGUUAUAAUUCAUCUAUAAAUUUAUGUUAACUGUCGAAUGAUGCGUCGGUAGUAAAACUAAAAAAUGUGGGGAAUGUUGUGUUGGUUGUUGAUUUUCGGUGCAAUUUCGCUCGUCGCAGCGCGUACUCCUGGUCCGGGACCAGGAAGGACUUCCUCCAAUGAACCCUUUUUUGGUUAUUCGACGCAAAUGCAAUCGCGAGCGGUGGAUACACGAGUUACUUUGGAAAUUUUAGAAGAACAACCUAAAGGAACAGUGGUCGGUAAAAUACCAACAAAACCUGGAUUUACGUAUCGCUUCAAUGAACCACCCAAAGAAUUUAUUCUGGACCCUAAAACAGGUGAAAUCAAAACAAAUGUUAUUUUGGACAGGGAAAGUAUGAAAAAUGACAGAACCGAUUUGGUAAUACUAUCUAGUCAGCCAACCUAUCCUAUCGAAGUUAGAAUUGUUGUUGUCGAUAUAAACGACAAUUCUCCUGUAUUUCCUGAACCUAGCAUAGCAGUUUCGUUUUCUGAGAGUGCAGCUGCUGGAACACGUCUUCUAUUAGAUUCUGCUACCGAUAAAGAUUCCGGGAUCAAUGGUAUUAGCGAUAAUUAUGCCAUAAUUGCUGGAAAUAAGGAUGAAAAGUUCAGGUUAGUUGUUACACCCAAUCCUACAGGAGAAACAUCGUAUUUACAUCUUGAAACAACAGGUAAAUUAGAUAGAGAAACUCAAGGAAACUAUGUACUAAAUAUAUCAGCUAAAGACAGUGGAAAACCUUCGAAAUACGGGUAUUUGCAAGUAAAUGUUACGAUAUUAGAUGUAAAUGACAAUCCUCCAAUAUUUGACCACAGCGAUUACAUUGUUUCCUUGAAUGAAAGUGUUCCACCAGGUAGUUCUGUUUUACAAGUGAUGGCAACUGAUAAUGAUUUAGGGGAUAACGCCAAAAUAACUUAUUAUCUUGCCGAUACCGAACAUCAAUUCACUGUAGAUCCAGAGACAGGAAUAAUUUCGACGACGGAACUGUUGGAAUGUUCACAACAAAAUUGUAUUCAUCCGUCAAAACCAGGUGGAAAUUGUCCCAAAAGUUGUGUGUUUACGGUUUUCGCUCGAGAUCACGGGGUACCUAGACAAGACGGAAGGACUUACGUAACCGUCAAUUUAGUGGAUGCUAAUGAUCAUGAUCCAGUGAUUAAAUUUAUCUAUUUUCCGUCAACAGCUGGUUUCGCGACAGUCGACGAGAAUGCGGGUAAUGGUUCAGUGGUAGCCGCAGUGUCAGUGGGUGAUCAAGACGAAGGAUUAAAUGGUGAAACUACCGUCAGGAUAAUAUCAGGUAACGAACUUAAUCAUUUUAGAUUAGAUUACACCCCUAGUUUCGAUAUAGUCAGAGUCAACGGUGUUCUCGACCGCGAAGAAAUAUCAAAGUAUAACUUGACGGUCGUGGCAACAGAUAAAGGCACUCCUCCACGCACAGCAACAGCAUUUUUAAUAAUCCAUGUAAACGAUGUAAACGAUCAUGAACCUGUAUUCGAGAAAAGUGAAUAUUCUGCCAUUCUCAGCGAGCUGGCGCCCCCGGGCACUUACGUUGCAGGAAUCACAGCCACGGACGAAGACACCGGAGUCAACGCUCAAAUAUAUUACGCUUUUGUAUCUGGUAAUGAAAAUCAGUGGUUUUCUAUUAACGCUGACUCGGGGCUCAUAACAACACGUGCACCUCUAGACAGGGAAGUUCAAGGCACGGUAGAAUUAAACAUAUCAGCGAGAGAUGGGGGCCCCAAUCCGAAGUGGGCUCACACGCAAUUGAAAGUUACAAUUUUGGACGAAAACGACGAAGCUCCCGAAUUUUCACAGUCUCGCAUAAAUGUUAGCUUAUCCGAAAGUGCCCCGCCCGGUACACUGGUUGCCAUGUUAACUGCCUCAGAUCACGAUCAAGGGACAAACGGCAGCGUAGCGUAUACCUUGCAUCCAGCCGUUCGUCAGCGAUAUGAAGACACUUUCGCUCUUGAUUCUCUGACCGGCCAACUCGUCACGAAAAAGAAACUUGACCGAGAAAAAAUCGCGAUUUACGAAAUCAACGUUAUAGCCAGAGACCAAGGAAUACCCUCACAAUCGUCGACUGCUGCUGUUUAUUUAACUGUUUUGGAUGUAAAUGAUAACAACCCUGAAUUUUAUCCUCAAAAGUAUUUUGUAUCUGUAUCUGAAGACACGAAAAUAGGCACUUCUUUAUUAAAAGUAACAGCUACCGAUAAAGACGAAGGUGAGAAUGCUAUGAUAACUUUCAAACUAGAAAACGGCGGAGAUUCUUUGUUUACUGUAGACGAAUGGACAGGUGUCAUUUCAUUGCAAGGAAAUCUGAAAAAUGCUCAAAAACCUAUGUAUCGUUUAAAAAUUUCAGCCGUCGAUCAGGGUGACAAAAAAGCCAUUGAAGAUGCUACUGUUGAAAUUAUUAAAGAAGCUUACAUGGAAGAAUUACAUUUUGACAAUUAUGCAGGCUAUGAUUUCCAAAUUGUUGAAGAUCCAAAUGAUUUGCAAAUUUUUAGAAAAAGAGAUGUUGGAUCUGUACAUGUAAGAAAUACUGAUGCUUUUUAUUCGAUAUUUUAUGGCGAUCCAAAUCAUAAUUUUGAAAUUAACGAAAAUACUGGCAAAAUUAGCACAGCAAAGAAAAUAGACCGCGAGCAACAGAUGUCUUACAGCUUAUCAAUCGUAGCUCGUGUAGGAUUAUCAUAUGGCCGAACCACCGUGAAUAUUGUUGUGCAAGAUUUAAAUGACAACAAACCAGUAUUUUUACGCGAUAAAGAAGAAAUCAAACUUCCUGAAAACGCCGCUGUCGGCCAAGAAGUCUAUUUGGCGCGAGCAAGAGAUUUUGAUGCUGGUAUUAACAGCAGAGUAACGUACAGCCUCAGCUAUAACCCACAUGACCAAUUUCGAAUAUCAGAAGCAACGGGAGUUAUUUAUUUGAAAAGACCUGUACGUGCUGACCCGGGCACCGUACUCAACGUGGAAGUGACCGCUACAGAUGGAGGCGAACAGCCACUAUCAUCUAAACAUUCUGUAAUGAUCAUUAUCGAAGAUGUGAACGACCACACCCCCGUUUUCGAUCAUACUUCGUAUGAAACAUCAUUGUUAGAAUCGACACCGGUCAACGAGAGGUUCUUUGCAUUAGCGGCCAGUGAUGCCGAUUUGGGGGCCAACGGGAGAAUAUCCUACUCGAUUUCAGAAGGUAAUAAUGAAGGUAAAUUUGGUGUGUUUCCUGAUGGAUAUUUGUACGUUAAAAAGGCCUUGGAUCGAGAAGAUAAAGAUUAUUAUUCUCUAACUGUGACUGCGAGCGAUGCAGGAAACCCAUCAAGAUCCUCGAUUGUGCCUGUAGUAAUUCACGUUAUAGACGAAAAUGAUAACAGUCCUGAAUUUACAAAUAACACGUUUACCUUCAAUAUAAGAGAAAAUGAACCUCCCGACUCGUUUGUGGGAAAAUUAGCGGCGACAGAUAAAGACAUAGGAAGAAAUGCUGAACUUAUUUUUUCUUUAUCGAAUUCUCAAAAUGAUUUUGCUAUCGAUCCUAAAAAUGGUUUCAUAAGAACUUUACACGUAUUCGAUAGAGAAGAACUGGUUUUAAAUACAGGACAAAAUGUAAUAACAUUGGAGGCUUCUGUUGCUGAUAACGGGGUUGUUAGACUUCGAGAUAAAGUAAAAGUUCACGUGCAUGUAAUAGAUGUUAAUGAUAACCCUCCAAAAUUUUUAAGAACUCCAUAUAAAGUGCAGAUAUCUGAAGGUUCCAUGAUUGGUGCUCAAGUAAUGAGGUUGUAUACGACUGAUGCCGAUGAAGGGUUAAAUGGAGAUGUGUUUUACAAAAUUGUGGGUGGUAAUGACGAUGGACGGUUCGAGAUUGAUGACGCUACAGGACAAAUAACUUUACUUCGUUCUUUAGAUAGAGAAUCAACUUCAAAAUACAUGUUAACAGUGGUGGCUCAUGAUGCUGGACUUACAAAACAACUAACUUCGUCGACAACUGUCUCUAUCGAUAUUUUAGACGAAAAUGAUAACGCUCCGGAGUUUACUCAGAGUGAAUCGAGGAUAUCAGUUAGCGAGACGACCCCCGUCAAUACUGAACUCAUACAAUUUAAAGCUACUGAUGCAGAUCUGGGCGUAAACAGCGAAAUUGUGUAUUCGAUAAGUGCAGGAAACAGAAAAGACACCUUUCACAUCGACUCGAUGACAGGAGUGCUUCAUUUACAUAAACCGUUAGACUUCGAAGAGUUGGCUGCCUAUCAGCUGAACAUUACAGCAUCUGAUAAUGGCAACCCGAGAUUAUCUACCACUAUUUUGUUCGCCAUUGCCGUCGAAGAUGCUAACGAUAACCCACCAUCUUUUCCGAGCACAGCCAUAGUUCGUCAGAUUCGUGAAGGAAUUCCUAUUCACACCCCCAUAGUUACUGUAACCGCCGACGACCCAGACUCUGGACUUAACGGGAAGGUUUCAUACGCAAUUUCUUAUCAAGAUCCUGACGACAACAAAAGACAUUUCGGUAUUAAUCCGAUUACAGGGGUGAUUCACACGUUACUGCCGAUUGAUCGUGAAACAAUAGACACUUUUCGUUUGACUGUCGUGGCCACUGAUCAAGCUGUUCCAGUUUCUUCGCGACUUUCCGCCGAUAAAUUAGUGACUGUCAUUGUUGAAGAUGUCAACGACAACGCACCAAUAUUUGUUUCGAUGAAUGCAGCGAUUUUACCGAAAGUUGACCGAAAUUUCCGAGGGGAAGUGACAAUUACCAACGUUUUUGCGCGCGAUUUGGAUUCUUCGACGAACGGUUUAGUGACUUAUGAACUAGCAAGUGGCAACAGUGAUUUAUUCAAAUUAGAUCAAAGCACCGGUGCGCUAAGACUUCGACGUCCAAUUUACGAUCCUGAUCCGACUUAUCGUCUAUCUGUCAAAGCUACUGAUGAAGCGGUGCAAAGCGAAAGAAAAUCGACGGAAGCCUACUUGACAAUCAUAGCGACGAACGACGCGGAAAAUGGACCAAAAUUCGAGAGUGGUUUGUUUACUGGGAGUGUCUACGAAAACGAACCGACGGGCACGAGUAUUUUAACCGUUUCGGCUAAACAUCAUACCGGCGAAGUUGAGUAUUACGUGACAAAUGUGACAGGUGGCGGUGUGCAAGUGGACAGGCUCUUUGAUAUCGACACCAAAUUGGGAGUGUUGUCAACAGCUACUGAAUUGGAUAGAGAGUUUGGAGUCGACACCUACGAAAUUCAGGUGUAUGCCAUCAUCAAUGGUGCUGAUCAACUAAGAACUUCUAAAACAAAGGUAAGAAUUUUCAAAUGUUCGUGUAGACAGACUUGGGAAUCUGUGAAAAUAACCCACAAAAGAAAAUUCGGCCCUCCAAGGAUGAGAGUUAAAUUGCAAGGCCAGCGCCAAACAGGUUGGUUUGCCGCCUCAACUCUAUCCACAUGGAUGGGUGCUUGUAACCCGUACAUUCAUAAAAAGGCUUUAAACGAGACAGCAGAAGAAAUUUUAGGAAAACAAGAUCCAAGAAAAAACCAACCUUGUUGGUGGGAUAAGGAAAUCGAAGAGAAGACCAAGAAAAAGAAGUAA
Diabrotica virgifera virgifera (western corn rootworm) is the source of this 6088-nucleotide messenger RNA. RefSeq names its product cadherin-related tumor suppressor-like. Gene Ontology annotation, molecular function: calcium ion binding. The coding region runs from base 587 to 6088 and encodes 1833 amino acids. The transcript has 3 exons. Gene Ontology annotation, biological process: homophilic cell-cell adhesion. Lineage: Eukaryota; Metazoa; Arthropoda; Insecta; Coleoptera; Chrysomelidae. Gene Ontology annotation, cellular component: plasma membrane. The record is from RefSeq and is a predicted model, not a curated record.